This is a messenger RNA of Auanema sp. JU1783, 3060 nucleotides long. NCBI's taxonomy places the organism in Eukaryota, Metazoa, Nematoda, Chromadorea, Rhabditida, Rhabditidae. The record is from the annotation of a GenBank genome assembly.
AUGCAUCGAGCUGGGAUGCUGUGUCGUCUCGCUUCGCCAAGCCGAGCUGCUACCGUCGCAGUCAGAAAAGCAGGGACAUCUCCUUCCGUACCACGAUUGAUUCAAGUCCGCCGACAGUCCGCAGCUACUGCCGUAAAGCACGAGCCUUUUAUGAAUGGAUCUUCUUCGAUUUACAUUGAGCAGAUGUAUGAAGCUUGGCGCACUAACCCCACUUCUGUACAUGCUUCCUGGGAUGCCUACUUCCGUAAUGUUGAAGCCGGUGCAGGUCCAGGACAAGCUUUUGCACCUGUUCCCCAUGCAGGUUCAACUGUAGCUCACUCUGCUGCUUCACAUUCUGGUGUUGACUUAUCAGCAUCCGUUCAAUCAAUCAGUGAUCAUUUGAAAAUUCAACUUUUGAUCAGAAGUUAUCAGACUCGCGGUCACAACAUCGCCGAUCUUGAUCCUCUUGGAAUUAACAGUGCUGAUCUUGAUGACACCAUUCCACCUGAGCUCGAACUUUCUUUCUAUGGAUUUGGCGAACGUGAUCUUGAUAGAGAGUUCAUCCUACCUCCAACUACUUUUAUUGGUGGAGAUCAGAAAUCUUUGACUCUUCGCGAUAUCCUCAAGCGACUCAAGCAAAUUUAUUGCAAAACUACCGGAGUAGAGUACAUGCACUUGAACAACUUGGAGCAACAAGAUUGGAUCCGUCAACGCUUCGAAGCUCCCCGCGCUACUGAACUUUCUCAUGAUCAAAAAAAGGUUCUUUUCAAACGACUUAUCCGUUCUACCAAGUUCGAAGAGUUUCUCGCUAAGAAAUGGCCAAGUGAGAAGCGUUUCGGUUUAGAGGGAUGUGAAGUUUUGAUCCCUGCUAUCAAGCAGAUCAUCGAUACUUCUUCCUCCCUUGGAGUUGAUUCUGUUGUAAUUGGAAUGCCACAUCGUGGCCGUUUGAAUGUUCUCGCUAAUGUAUGUCGUCAACCUCUCUCCACUAUUCUUUCUCAGUUCUCCACUCUUGAACCUGCUGAUGAAGGAUCUGGUGAUGUCAAGUACCAUUUGGGAGUAUGUAUCGAGAGAUUGAACCGUCAAUCCCAAAGAAACAUCAAAAUUGCUGUUGUUGCUAACCCAUCCCAUCUGGAAGCCGUUGAUCCUGUCGUUCAAGGAAAAGUACGUGCCGAAGCUUUCUAUGCUGGGGAUAAGAAAUGCGAUCGAUCUAUGGCUAUUCUUCUCCAUGGAGAUGCUGCUUUCUCCGGACAAGGAGUUGUAAUGGAAACUUUCAAUCUCGGAGAUCUUCCUAGCUACACUACUCAUGGUGCUGUUCACAUUGUUUGCAAUAAUCAGAUUGGUUUCACAACUGAUCCACGAUCCAGCAGAUCUUCACCAUAUUGUACUGAUGUCGGACGUGUUGUUGGUUGCCCCAUUUUCCACGUCAACGUUGAUGAUCCAGAGGCCGUAAUGCACGUUUGUAAUGUAGCUUCUGACUGGAGAAAAACGUUCAAGAAGGAUGUAAUUAUUGAUUUGGUCUGCUAUCGCAGACAUGGUCACAACGAGUUGGAUGAGCCCAUGUUCACUCAACCACUUAUGUACCAAAAAAUUAAGCAAACUCCCACGGCCCUAGAGAAAUAUCAAGAGAAAAUUAUCAGCGAUGGUGUUGCUGAUGAGCAAUAUAUUAAAGAAGAAUUAAGCAAAUACGGAUCCAUUUUGGAAGAAGCUUACGAAAACGCGCAGAAGGUCACAUUCGUUAGACAUCGUGAUUGGCUCGAUUCCCCCUGGGAUGAUUUCUUCAAGAAACGUGAUCCUCUGAAGCUUCCAUCCACUGGCAUUGAACGUGAAGAAAUCGAAGCUAUCAUUGAAAAGUUCAGUUCUGUUCCUGAUGGAUUCAAUCUUCACCGUGGUCUGGAGAGAACAUUGAAGGGACGUCGUCAGAUGGUCACUGAUAACUCAGUUGAUUGGUCUAUCGGAGAAGCCCUUGCCUUUGGAUCUCUUCUCAAGGAAGGUACUCACGUCCGUCUAUCUGGUCAAGAUGUCGAGCGUGGAACAUUCUCUCACAGACAUCAUGUUCUUCACGAUCAAAAAGUUGAUCAAAAAGUUUACAAUCCUUUGAACGAUUUGUCUCCCACGCAAGCUGAGUACACUGUUUGCAACUCUUCACUCUCCGAAUACGCUGUUCUUGGAUUCGAAUUGGGAUACUCUAUGGUAGAUCCUAAUUCACUCGUUAUCUGGGAAGCCCAAUUCGGAGAUUUCUCCAACACAGCUCAAUGUAUCAUUGAUCAAUUCAUUUCUUCAGGACAAUCAAAAUGGAUCCGUCAAUCUGGACUUGUGAUGCUCUUGCCUCAUGGUUACGAAGGAAUGGGUCCAGAACACUCUUCUUGCAGACCAGAGCGCUUUUUACAAAUGUGUAACGAAGACGACGAAAUUGAUCUCUCUAAAACAGCCUUUGGAGGAACCUUCGAAGCCCAACAACUUCACGACACUAAUUGGAUUGUCGCUAACUGUACUACCCCUGCUAAUAUCUAUCAUUUAUUGAGGCGACAGGUUACCAUGCCUUUCCGCAAACCUGCUGUUGUUAUGUCACCUAAAUCACUUCUUCGUCAUCCUUUGGCUCGCUCUCCAAUCGAAGACUUUGUUCCGGGAACUCACUUCCAGAGAGUUAUUCCCGAGAAUGGAACUGAUCUCGUACACAACCCAGGGCAAGUCAGUCGCCUCAUCUUCUGUACAGGAAAAGUCUAUUAUGACUUAGUGGCUGCCCGCAAGCAUCUUGGUCUUGAAAAUAAUGUCGCUUUAGCUCGAGUAGAACAACUUUCACCUUUCCCUUACGAUAUCAUUCAAGAGGAAUGUAGAAAAUACUCUGGAGCUGAAAUUGUGUGGGCCCAAGAGGAACAUAAGAACAUGGGGGCUUGGACUUUCGUUCAACCUCGUUUCAACUCUCUUCUCUCUGGCGAUAGCAGAGGAAUCAAAUACGCUGGACGUCUUCCAUCUGCCUCCCCAGCUACUGGUAACAAAUAUACUCAUCUUCAGGAGCAGAAAGAAAUGCUAAGUAAAACGUUCGAUGUCCCUAAAACUCAACUAGAAGGAUUCAAGGCUUAA